CUGUGCGAUUGUUUACUAAAAACUUUUUAAAAGCCAGUCAGUCAGCUAUCCACCCAGCCAUAUGGAAGUACCUACGAAUUUUUUGUAUUCUAAAAAUACUCAAACUCCAAAGUGAAAGUGUCACGCGGUGAUGCAACUUCAUUAGCAAGCUAAUAUUUUGAUUCUGUCAUUGGGGGCGUGCGACUCAAUCUUGACGAAAGUAGCUCUCACUGACUCACUCCUUUCGUUCUGUGUUUGGUGUCGCAUGCGUUUUGAAUGCACACGUGCAUCUCACGCCAUACAUCAGUUGGUCGAGCGUUUUAAGAUCAGUUUCUUGUAAAACUGCAUCGCGCUAGGUAGUGUCAGAAUUUUAUCCGCUGAAAGAUUGAAAAGAAGUUAUAACGAAGCGAGUCUAAAAAUAAACCGACUGGAUGUUGCCGGAAUAUACAACAUCGUGUGCUUAAUUUAAAAUGUCGUUCGAGUGACAACACUUGAAAAUUUGUUGAGAAAGGUUCAUUGUUCAUAAUAAAAACAGUUCUCGACGCUGGGAGCAAUGAUUAGAUACUCCAGCAGAAAUUUUCUUACAAAAUUUAUACAGCAAAAUUUUUCACAAGGAUUUGAAAAUUUAAAUACGUAGUAGAGAGAAUUAAUAAAAUAAGAUACUUGCAUCUAGUUUCUUAUUUCUGCUAGUUCAAUUUUCUGUUUUCUUUUUGUUUAACAGAACUUUAUUGCAGUUAUUAAUUUUAAUUAUAAACAAUGAACACUAUUACUUUAGAAAUAAGACCACGAUUGAGAUCUCUCAAUGCGUACAUUUCAUUGAAGGAAAGUAUAGAUAAUUCAAGAUUACAAGUCAGACUAGGUGAAAAUGAUAUUAAAAUUGAAAUUCAAGGGAAAUUAUAUAGUUUGCCGCUUGCUAACAUUCAUUUGUUACCGUCUUCUCUUUCAUCCCUUAGAAUAACGGACAAAUGGAUAUCUUUCCGCAUACAAACUGAGCCUAACUAUUUGUAUGGUAAAUUUGAAACUGAAAUAAUUAAAAAUGAUGAGAUCAAUUAUAAUUACAUGAACUUGGCUAAUGAGCUUCAAUUGCCACCAAAGAACAAAAACUGUCAAUUAAUUUGUGCACGCUGCGAAAAUAGAAUUACUAAAAUUGUUAACUUUCAAAGAGUUUUACCUCUUCCAAGCUCAGGUUGUGAUCCACAAGAGUGGUUUUGCCAUAAGCAUGGCAAAGAUGAGCCUUUUUCUAUGGAUCCUAAAGAGUCAGAUUUAUUUUAUUCUUCAAAUUAUUGCCUCUUUAAUACAAAUGUUUUUGAAGACAGGUCAAAACUUUUGAACUCUAGUAACUCUUUAGUCCAAUGCAAUAGAUGUUUUGCUGUAAUAGGAUCAGCCAAAGAAAAUAAUAUGAAAAGUUUAAAAAUAUGGAACUGUUGCAUAAAUUAUAAAAUAAUAGAUGAUGAUAGUGUUAUGAAGAUAAUUUCUUCACCGCUAAGUGACUUUCUCACAACUUUCAAGUAUACAUCAGAUUAUACGAUAGGUGAGAAAAUACUUCUAGAAGCUGAAGAAGCCCAUUGUACGCAUCAUAUUAUAUUAAAAACAAUGGAAAAAAAAUUACACAUACAAAAAACUGACCAAGUAAAUUUAACACAACAAAGUAUUGAUUUGGAAUCAUCUUUUGUUGUUAAAGUAUUUUAUAAAUAUGGAGAGAGUAAAUCAACGAUUAAAAAUAAUGAUCCAGAUGUUGAAUUUAGUGAAUUACCUUUAUCUAGUUUUAUAUCUGGAAUGGAAGCACUGAUGUCUUCCACUGCUAGAUUUCCUCCAGCAUAUAGGAAAGCUGAAGACUAUUAUAUUGGUUAUUUACCAUUAUAAAUUUUAAAAAAUUUUAGACAAUGUUUUAGUAUUUCUACCAGCAUAAAAUAAAGCUGAAGACCAUUAUAUUGAUCACUUGCAAUUAUAAAUUUUAAAAAAUGUUACACAAUAGACAAUUUGUAUUUUACCAACAGAGAUUUGUGACUUUUAAUUUGAUAUAAAGAUUCAUUUACAGAAAAGUAUAUGAUGAUUCUUACAGUAAAACUAGCAUUACUACUUCAGAACCUGUAUAUUGUUAUAGGUUUGAUUCUAUGACCAUAAUGUACAGAGAAUAAAUAUGUGUGAAAAUAAUUUCGAAAAUAAUAAAAUAUUUCAUGGUUUUCUCAACUA
Messenger RNA from Trichogramma pretiosum, 2172 nucleotides. RefSeq lists its product as uncharacterized. The coding region runs from base 736 to 1842 and encodes 368 amino acids. The transcript has a single exon. Gene Ontology annotation, molecular function: ubiquitin protein ligase activity; cyclin binding; ubiquitin conjugating enzyme binding. Gene Ontology annotation, biological process: protein autoubiquitination; protein polyubiquitination; proteasome-mediated ubiquitin-dependent protein catabolic process. NCBI's taxonomy places the organism in Eukaryota, Metazoa, Arthropoda, Insecta, Hymenoptera, Trichogrammatidae. The record is from RefSeq and is a predicted model, not a curated record. Gene Ontology annotation, cellular component: ubiquitin ligase complex; nucleus; cytosol.